CGGACUGACGCCGAGACGCGCGCGGGUAAGCGGCGCGGGGACGCGGGGCGCUGGGCGCGGGGCGCUGGGCGCGGGGCUGGGGGCGCAGGCCCCGAGGCCGCAGGAGCGCGCGGAGCGGCGAUGAGCAGGCGGCCGGUGGCCCGCGGGGCGCGGAGCCCGUGACAGCCUCGGCCAGGCGGGCGCUGCGAUGGAGGCCGAGGGCCUGGACUGGCUCCUGGUGCCACUGCACCAGCUGGUGUCCUGGGGCGCGGCCGCGGCCAUGGUCUUCGGAGGGGUGGUGCCCUACGUCCCGCAGUAUCGGGACAUUCGCAGGACGCAGAACGCCGACGGCUUCUCCACCUACGUGUGCCUGGUGCUGCUGGUGGCCAACAUUUUGCGGAUACUCUUCUGGUUUGGGAGGCGCUUUGAGUCCCCGCUGCUGUGGCAGAGCGCCAUCAUGAUCCUGACCAUGCUGCUGAUGCUGAAGCUGUGCACCGAGGUCCGUGUGGCCAACGAGCUCAACGCCAGGCGCCGCUCCUUUGCAGCUGCAGAUAGCAAGGAUGAAGAAGUCAAGGUUGCCCCCAGGCGGUCCUUCCUGGACUUCGACCCCCACCACUUCUGGCAGUGGAGCAGCUUCUCGGACUACGUGCAGUGCGUCCUGGCCUUCACGGGUGUGGCGGGCUACAUCACCUACCUGUCCAUUGACUCCGCCCUGUUUGUGGAGACCCUGGGCUUCCUGGCCGUGCUGACCGAAGCCAUGCUGGGUGUGCCGCAGCUUUACCGCAACCACCGCCACCAGUCCACGGAGGGCAUGAGCAUCAAGAUGGUGCUCAUGUGGACCAGUGGUGACGCCUUCAAGACGGCCUACUUCCUGCUGAAGGGCGCCCCUCUGCAGUUCUCCGUGUGCGGCCUGCUGCAGGUGCUGGUGGACCUGGCCAUCCUGGGGCAGGCCUAUGCCUUCGCCCGCCACCCCCAGAAGCCGGCGCCCCACGCCGUGCACCCCGCUGGCACCAAGGCCCUCUGACAGUGGGGAGGAUGAGGAUGUGGGACCGCCAGCCGCGGGCACUGGUGGGUUCUGACCUCCCCGCGGGGAGAGUGGGUGCUGUGGUCCCUGCAGGUGUGGCGGAGACGGGGUACGGGCAUUGGGGUCUCCAUCAGCCUCUGUGGGGUGUCUCAGGGUGGGCGGUGGGGCUGGGACGCUGUUUGUGCUCAGCGGGGACAGCCAGGGUCGAUUUGGCCCCGAGGGUUUUGGAUGUUUUUAGGGUGACAUAAAAAGCAAGUGUUUUCCCCGUUUCCUCUUAUGAAACACCGUCUGAGCCCAAGGUACACAUUGGGCGGCCUGCAGGAACCUGCUCCAGGUGGACACACGGGCCAGCAGCCGCCAACCUUGAAGCUGGGGUGACCUCAGGAGACCCUGUAAGGCCUGUGAGCGGAGCCCUUGACCCCGUGACACCCUGGCCAGACACCCUGCUUGGACUGGGGUGGCCUCUGCUACCCAGGGGUCUGGCACGGGGGAGGGCCGGGGCUUUCUCUGCCUGGUACACACGGAAAGGCGGCUGUGUGGACGCAGGGUCACCGUGCUCCUGGUUUUCUGACAGUCGGUGUUUCCUGGGCCUUUGGAGCGGCUGCCAGGCCCGAACGCCUUGUGGAUCUGCUGUGUCCAGCCCGGCUGAGCAUCGCCAGGGCUAGCUCAUGCUGCUCUUGUCAGCCUCUGGUUCUCCUCGAGUCCUUGGGGACGUGGCAGAUGCCAGCGACCAUCAGACAACGUGGAGGCCCUCAUGGGCGAUGGCUGAGGGGGCCGAGCUGAGGCUGUGCACACGCAGUCCACACGUCACUCUUGGGCUCUGCUGGCGGAGAUCCCCUUCUGGGUGCAGACUGCACCUCCGGAUGCAGUUUUGAUGUCCAUCUUCCAGGACGGUCUCGGGUCCAGGGAGUGGAGGGGGCUGCCCCUGCCGUGCAGGUCCUGGCCGAUGGCGCCUUACCCUGCUGCCCUGGGCUUUUGGCCUGAAGCAAAUUCCUGAGUGGGGUACUGGGGCCUGCCGCAUCCUGUCCUGUCCACUGCCCACCCCCGUGUGCCGGCUCCCUCACUUCUGGCUGCAGUGGGAGCCGCCAGUCUGACCCUUGUCACCCCACGCUCUGCCCCCACCCCGUUUUCAGUUUAGCAAGAGAUCACACCACGUCAGCAGCCUUGCACUGACCGCAGCCGGCCCCCAGGCCUCAGAGUUCUGGAUGCUUCCGUGCGGCUCCAACAGGCAUUGUCUUCCCUUCCGCAGGCGGAGGGGCCGCUUCCCGCAGGCAUCUGAGCUCUGUGCCGGGGCCGUGGCCAUGGGAAGAUGUUUCACGCUGCCUCCUCCUCGAGUCUUCCUCGGAAACACUCUUGAAUGUCUGAGUGAGGGUCCUGCUUAGCUCUUUGGCCUGUGAGAUGCUUUGAAAAUUUUUAUUUUUUUAAGAUGAAGCAAGAUGUCUGUAGCGGUAAUUGCCUCACAUUAAACUGUCGCCGACUGCAGGUGCAGUGACUGCUGAAUGUACCCCGUGUGGCGACUUGGAAUCAAUAAACCAUUUGUGGAUCCUG
This is a messenger RNA of Pan troglodytes (chimpanzee), 2551 nucleotides long. RefSeq names its product solute carrier family 66 member 2 (gene SLC66A2). Gene Ontology annotation, cellular component: endosome; trans-Golgi network. Bases 188 to 1003 code for a protein of 271 amino acids. Gene Ontology annotation, biological process: retrograde transport, endosome to Golgi; phospholipid translocation. Lineage: Eukaryota; Metazoa; Chordata; Mammalia; Primates; Hominidae. The record is from RefSeq and is a predicted model, not a curated record. The transcript has 6 exons.